Messenger RNA from Cololabis saira (Pacific saury), 2938 nucleotides. RefSeq names its product heterochromatin protein 1, binding protein 3 (gene hp1bp3). Gene Ontology annotation, cellular component: nucleus; nucleosome; chromosome. The transcript is spliced from 13 exons. The record is from RefSeq and is a predicted model, not a curated record. NCBI's taxonomy places the organism in Eukaryota, Metazoa, Chordata, Actinopteri, Beloniformes, Belonidae. Gene Ontology annotation, molecular function: nucleosome binding; DNA binding. Gene Ontology annotation, biological process: nucleosome assembly; heterochromatin organization. The coding region runs from base 129 to 1973 and encodes 614 amino acids.
CGUGACGUCACACGUUGCCAGCGGGGCGGGGCUCGUUCACGGAGAAAUCGAAAUAAAGGAUCGUGCAGAAAUUUCCCCCUAAAAUAACUCACUUUUUCACUACAAAUAAGAGGUAAAUCAUCUCUGUGAUGCCGAUUCGCCGAGCAGCAGCAACUCCAUCCCCGGAAAAGGCCCCCUCUGCGGCCGCAGAGAAAGAGCCGGAAGCUUCCCCGGAGGAGUCGCCCUCUGCUGGCGAGGAGCAGGCUGUCUCUUCGGCUGCCGGGGUCGAGGGUGAGGAGGGCGAGACGUCCGGUGGUGCCGAGCCUGCAGAAAAUGGAGAGAAGGCUGAAGAAGCUUCAGCAGAGAAAGAAGGAGAAGAGGUGGAAAAGAAAGAACAAAGUGACAAAUGCAAGGACUGCGCGGCUGGACAGUGUGCAACACACUGCUAUGUUCUCCUACUAAGGAUGAAGGAUGGCUACAAAUAUGAGAAAUCGAAAGCCAAGAAGGUGAAACGGACGAUUCCUGCGUGGGCUAGCAUGGCUGCGAGAAAAAAUAUCCCCGUUACCAACUAUGCAGGCACUCAGAACAAAAUGGAUAACAUCCUCGUGGAAGCUAUAGCGUCUUCUAGCGACAGGUCCGGGCUUUCCUUCCAGUCUGUUGUGAAAUAUAUUUUAAAAAAAUAUCCAGGCAUGGAUCUUAACAAGAAGAAGUUUCUUCUGAAGAAAGCAAUGAAGAAGCACCUGGAGAGGGGCACGAUCAAACAGCUGAAGGGUAAAGGCCUCUCCGGGACCUUUGCAAUUGGAAAGCAGCCUCCAGCAUCUAAGAAAGGUGCUCAGAAGCAGGAGCCUCUGGGAGACGCGCUUCCUCUCAUCAUCACGCGGCUCUGUGAGCCCAAGGAGGCCUCCUACAACCUGAUCAAGAAAUACCUGGAGCAGCACUUCCCCAGCUUCAACAUCGAGAACAGGCCUGAUGUCCUGAAGACGGCCCUGGUGAAGGCGGUGGAGAAAGGACUCUUGGAGCAGAUCACUGGGAAAGGAGCUCGGGGGACUUUCCAGCUGAAGCGCGCCGGCAACAAGAACCUGGUUAAGGGCAGCGUCUUGGAAGACGCCAUCACAGUAGCUAUCACGGCCAUGAACGAGCCCAAGACGUGCAGCACCACGUCUCUACGCAAAUUUCUAGUCGACACCAACAAGGACGUAAGGGAGAACCAGUUGGUUGCCAACCUUAGGAGGACCCUAACGAAGUGUAAAGUGCUGGGCUGGAUGGAGCAGAUCACCGGUCAUGGUUUCACAGGGACCUACCAGCUCUCCUUCCCUUUCUACCCAAGUCCCAACAUCUUGUGCCCAGACAAGUUUAAAGAGCCACCCAAAGGGAGGAAGACAGCUACAUCUUCUGAUGAGGAGGAUGAAGAGUCUGAGGAGGAAGAGGAUGAUGAGUCUGAGGACGAAGCUCCCCGUAAGAGAGCACCUCAGAGAAGGCCUCCACCCAAAGCUCGCCGCCCUCCCCCAUCCAAGAAAUCCCGGAGCACAAGUCAGUCUAAGGCCAAAAGCCGGGGACGCGCGCUCACAAAGAAGUCUCCCGCCAAGAAACCGGCACCUCGGCCCAAGAGCUCAGGACGGAAACAGCCGGCUGCUAAGAAGGAAUCCGCGCCACCCCCUAAAGAGACGCCAGUAAAGAGAGGCACGCCUUCAAGAAAGCCCAAAACACCAGCUCCCAAAAAGCUCUCCAGAAGAGGGGCGAACAGAGCCGCGAGCAGGGAGUCGUCGCCCGAGGAGCCCGCCGUGGAGAAGCAGACGACGAGGAGCGGCGCUAAGCGGAUUAAAGUCGAAGAUUCGUCCCCCGAGGAGCCUCCCGCUAAAAAGCAGGCAACCAAAGGCGGGUCCAGACGGUCGGAGCCCAAGGAGCCGUCCCCUGAGCCGGAGGUCAAAAAAGGGGCAAAAGGGGCAAAAGGCGGCAAGCAGUCGGCGCGAAAGUCCAAGAGAGGGAGGAACUGAACCCAGGAGCACCUUCCACAAACUGGGCUGCGCUGAAUAUGCAGAAGUCUGCCACUUUGUUUCAGUGCUCUGUUUUUACCAUCGUUCUCGCCCCUUUUAAAGGGCAGUAGUUUAUGGGUUUAUGGUAGUUUUUGUUUUGUUUUUUUCCUUUUUCUAUUAUAGAAUAAGAACGUUAACCUACCAGUUGCGUUAGCUGUACUUGGAGGAUUUCUUAAAAUUCCUUUUUAAUCACAAUCCAUAGAGAAGCUUGGUUAGUGUUGCUGUUAAAGCUGCCAGCUCAAGAAGGCAGAGCGAAAUCUGACUUACUGUAAUUAGAGCUGCGUAGCCACUUCUGUUUUUUAUAUGUUCCUCAUUUACUUUUUACCUGCUGGCAGCACACAUUCCUGAUCUCAAAAGAAGUGAAAUAUCUGUGUUGGUUUUAUUUUUGGAGGGGCUGUCCAUUUUUAGGUUAAAUGUGGGUUAAAGAGUUAAAAUGAUUACUAAUGUUAACACUUUAUAAAAGACAGUGGUGAGACUGUUGUCCAGGGUUUUUGCGAUUAAAAUUGCAACACUUUGGCCAUGCAUUAUCAUAUCCAUAUUUAUUCAUUUUAUUUUUCGAUGAUUUUAUUUUUUUAAUGGAAAAAAAAAACCUGGAAAAGCCUGCAGGAUUGAACACACGAAAACAGUCAGUAUUCAAGUCACAUUCAAGAAAAUAUAUCUCGGCGUGUGUGUAAACAAGCAUAUACAGUACAUAAAUGUGUUUUUCUUGCUUUGCAGCAUUAACUCGGUACCAAAUUUAAAAGAAAUGUGUGUUGUGAAUAAGAGUCAGGAGGACGAUAGCUCAUACAUACCCUGCAUGCAUGUAUUCCUUGUGUUGUUCAGCUUCUUUCCAAGUCAUUAAUAAAAUGGCUAUAUUUGUAAACCUGUAGUGAUUAUUAAUCUGCUGUAAUUAAAUUUUGCUUAUCGGAUGUGAUAUGGUCACAGGA